GACAGUCUCCCGCACACUCACCCGCAGCUAGCUAGCUCACACAUCUCUAAUCUCAUGGUGCUCCAGCCCGCACAGCAAGUAACAACCCUGUCCCACCCGCCUCACUGCAGCGCGCGCUCGUCUGCGCUCAUGGACACCAGCCCCGCGCCUCCCCUCCUCCUCCGCCCUUCCGCCCCAUGCAUUGACCCAUCCGCGGCCAAGGCCGUCAUCAGCAAGAACGGUGGCGCGGCCGCCUCGGUGUACGACCUCCGUCGGGAGCCGAAUAUCCCGGCCCCAUUCGUGUGGCCGCACGCCGAGGCGUGCCCGACCACGGCGGAGGAGUUGGGCGUGCCGGUGGUCGACGUGAGCGUGCUGCGCAAUGGCGACGCCGCGGGGCUUCGCCGCGCCGUGGCGCAGGUGGCUUCCGCGUGCGCCACGCACGGGUUCUUCCAGGUGUCCGGCCACGGCGUGGACGAGGCCCUGGCGCGCGCGGCGCUGGAGAGCGCGAACGGCUUCUUCCGGCUGCCGCUGGCCGAGAAGCAGCGCGCGCGCCGCGUGCCCGGGACUGUCUCCGGGUACACGAGCGCGCACGCGGACAGGUUCUCCUCCAAGCUCCCCUGGAAGGAGACCCUCUCCUUCGGCUUCCAGGACACCGGCGCGGCGCCCGUCGUCGUGGACUACUUCACCAGCACCCUCGGCGAGGACUUCGAGCCAAUGGGGAGGGUGUACCAGGAGUACUGCGAGAAGAUGAAGGAACUCUCACUGACGAUCAUGGAGCUUCUGGAGCUGAGCCUGGGCGUGGAGAAGCGCGGGUACUACCGGGAGUUCUUCGCGGACAGCAGCUCCAUCAUGCGGUGCAACUACUACCCGCCGUGCCCGGAGCCGGAGCGCACGCUGGGGACAGGUCCGCACUGCGACCCCACGGCGCUCACCAUCCUCCUCCAGGACGACGUGGGCGGGCUGGAGGUCCUCGUCGACGGCGACUGGCGCCCCGUCCGGCCCGUCCAUGGGGCCAUGGUCAUCAACAUCGGCGACACCUUCAUGGCUCUGUCGAACGGGCGGUACAAGAGCUGCCUUCACCGGGCGGUGGUGAACCAGCGCCAGGAGCGGCGGUCCCUGGCGUUCUUCCUCUGCCCGCGUGCCGACCGCGUCGUGCGCCCGCCGCCGGCCAUCGCCGCCGCCGCCUCACCGCGCCGGUACCCGGACUUCACAUGGGCCGACUUCAUGCGCUUCACGCAGCGCCACUACCGCGCCGACACGCGCACACUCGACGCCUUCACCCAGUGGCUCACCCCGCCGACGCCGGCCCAAGCAACGGCCCAGGAGGCGGCCUAACCCGAUCCACGAAUUCGUCUUCGUCUCCGGAUCGCGACGCCAAAUUUUGUCGGGCCCGGCCACGUGCGCUCCCAGGUGCGGCAGGGCCCCAGCGGAGUCGCGCCCACGUGGCUCGCCGGGCCCACACCACCUUCCAUUUUUGGCUGGCUGCCUGGCGCUCUACUAGUCCCCUCUUCUCUGUCGCCACUCGCCCACCUCCUCACCUAGUGUACAUACCAUGGAAAUCAUGGGUAUAUAUAUAUAUAUAUAUAAACGAAUGAAUUUCCUGCA
Lolium rigidum is the source of this 1584-nucleotide messenger RNA. RefSeq names its product gibberellin 20 oxidase 2-like. Gene Ontology annotation, biological process: gibberellin biosynthetic process; response to light stimulus; flower development. The record is from RefSeq and is a predicted model, not a curated record. Lineage: Eukaryota; Viridiplantae; Streptophyta; Magnoliopsida; Poales; Poaceae. The coding region runs from base 55 to 1314 and encodes 419 amino acids. The transcript has 3 exons. Gene Ontology annotation, molecular function: gibberellin 20-oxidase activity.